AUGACGAGAAAGAAGGUGAAACUUGCUUUCAUUGAAAAUAACUCGUCGAGGAAAGCAACCUUUCAAAAAAGAAAGAAAAGUUUGCUGAAGAAAGUGAAGGAGCUCUCGACUCUCUGUGGUGUCACUGCCUGUGCCAUCAUCUACAGUCCUAAUAACUCCAUUCCAGAUGUGUGGCCAUCGACUUCUGGUGUGCGAAGGAUAGUUUUGGAUUUCCAGACGUUGCCGAAGAUGGACCAACACAAAAAAAUGGUGGACCAAGAGACCUUUCUCAAACAGAGGAUCGCCAAAUUGUCCGAGAAUCUGGGGAAACUGGAGAAGGAUAACAGGGAGCAAGAGAUGAUUGAAGUCAUGUUCCAAUGUUGGGAUAGUAGCCUGGAGAGGUUUCAUCUCAAUAUUUUGGAUCUCAAUGACUUAGGCUAUGUGAUUGACCAAUAUCAAAGAGAUAUUAAUCACAAAAUCGAGAUAUUGGAGAGUUCUAGUAUUGAGAUGGGUGAAUCUUCUAAUAAUGCUGUCACUGCGGCUGCGGCUCAUUUUUCAGAAGGCAUUGGAUCUUUGGCAGUUGCUUCGGCUACAACCGCACCAGCCGCUAUAAUUCAUGAGGUUUAUUCUUCCUCCUCUUCUGCUGCUGCCGCAGCUUAUUUUAACUCUAUUCGGCAACAGCAACAUCAUCAUCAACAUCAAAAAUUUCGUCAUCCUGCCACUCCACAUGUUGGGUUGUAUGAGCAAACUCGAAAUAUGAAUCUGAGUCAAAUUCAUAAUCAGAUCCCGCAACAACGGUUUAUGGAGAUGAUGAACAACCAUCCUGAGCAAAUGAAUUAUGAAUCUCAGCAUAUGGAUAACCACCACAACCCCUUCCACCACCACCAGCACCACCACCACUAUCACUACCCUCAACAGCAACAACAGCAAAUCCCCAGUGAUUCCUCUACUGCUCUGACCACAGCCAGCUCAAGCAGUAUCUUACCAGUCCAAAUUUUACCAAUAAUACAUUGUUCCUUUAGUGUUUCGAGAAUGGACAUUCACAUUCUGAUAAGCAAAAAAUAA
Messenger RNA from Eutrema salsugineum, 1044 nucleotides. Its product is annotated as agamous-like MADS-box protein AGL80. Gene Ontology annotation, biological process: positive regulation of transcription by RNA polymerase II. The transcript has a single exon. Gene Ontology annotation, molecular function: RNA polymerase II cis-regulatory region sequence-specific DNA binding; DNA-binding transcription factor activity, RNA polymerase II-specific; protein dimerization activity. Bases 1 to 1044 code for a protein of 347 amino acids. Lineage: Eukaryota; Viridiplantae; Streptophyta; Magnoliopsida; Brassicales; Brassicaceae. The record is from RefSeq and is a predicted model, not a curated record.